This is a messenger RNA of Malassezia restricta, 1884 nucleotides long. RefSeq names its product U4/U6.U5 tri-snRNP-associated protein 1. The transcript has a single exon. Gene Ontology annotation, biological process: mRNA cis splicing, via spliceosome; maturation of 5S rRNA. The record is from RefSeq and is a predicted model, not a curated record. NCBI's taxonomy places the organism in Eukaryota, Fungi, Basidiomycota, Malasseziomycetes, Malasseziales, Malasseziaceae. Gene Ontology annotation, cellular component: U4/U6 x U5 tri-snRNP complex. Bases 1 to 1884 code for a protein of 627 amino acids.
AUGGGCGCCUUUCGAGCCUCGCUCUCGUUGGACGAGGCGAAUCGUGUGCGCCUUUCGCUGGGGCUGCGGCCGCUGGAGGUGGACGAUGAGACUGGUGCCGACGAGCGCUUCGUGCCUGAGCGCCCAGCUGAGCCUGUGGCGCGCGACGAGGCGGUGGCGACGUCGCACGCCCCGCAGGGACCGACGCUCGGCCAAGGCGCGUCGAUGAGCGCGCGCGCAUGGAUCCAGCAUGCACGUCGCCAGGCGCAGGUGCAUGCCGCGGAGCGCGCUGCGCAAGCGGACAAGGAGCAGGCGGCGGCGGCGCCGCCUGCGUACACGUCGCAGGACACGCACGGACUGCGCGUCGCUCACGACCUCGCUGAGCUCGAUGGGCAUGAGCGCAUUCUCACGCUGCGUGAUGCAGGCGUGUUGGAUAUGGAGGAGGACGAGCUGGAGGAGGCCAUGACACAGAGGCGUGCGCCGCCGAGUGCGUCGUCAGGCGUGCUUGACAAGUACGACCACGUCGAGACGCUCGAUGCUCCGGCGCCACGAGCCGACGUGGGCUUUCGGCUGGGUGAGGCGAUGGAUGCGCCUUUGCGUACGGAGGCACUGGCGUCCGAGUCUCGCCACGCGCAGCAUGUGAGUCUCGACUAUGAGAAAAAUGUGCCCGUGUCCGAUUACGACACGGCCUUCAAGAAGCGGAAAAAAAAGAGCCGCCAGCCGCGCCGGGUGUGGGUCGAAGAGAGCGCUCCGGCCCGUGCCGAGGCGCUCGUGGACGACGACGAGCUGGCCGCGAGUCUGGCGCGAGCGCGUCGGCAGCGCGCGAAGGCAUCGAUGAAGAAGGUGACGCCCGCGAUGGUCGCCCAGUCCGUGGCGGCCCACCAAGACGAGGCGCCCGCGGCCGAUGGCCUGCUGUUCGAUGGGACGUCGAACUUUGUCCAGCAGAUUGUCGAGCGAAAGGAGGCGCCACGGCGCUCGGCACCCGAGCACGCCUCGCCGGCCGCCGAUGCCGAGGCGCACGAGCACGCCUCGGCACCCGAGCCGCCCUCGCCACCUGUGCCUGCCUCGCCGCACGCCCCCGUCGACGAGGCGCCCGCCACGAGUCCCACCGACGCCCCCCACCCGGCCGCGGAAGCGGACCCAUCGAGCGUCGCGUCCGUGCUCCAGUACCUCCGCAGCCAGGGCUCCCUCGAAUCGACCUCGUCCGAGCAGCGCGAGCAUGAAAAGACGCAGCUGCAGUACGAUGCAUGGCUCCACCGUCAUCGAGACCACGCUGACGACGACGACGACGCCCAAGCCAUCAUGGACAAGUUCAAGGACUACAAGCCCGAUAUCAAGAUCGAGUACCAUGACGAGUUCGGACGCACCCUCUCGACCAAGGAAGCGUGGAAGCAGCUGUCCCACACAUUCCACGGCACAGCUCCCGGUCACCGUGCGCAGGAAAAGCGCCUGCGCCGCAUCGCCGAGGAACAGCGCCGCGAGCGCAUGCUCGCGGGCGACACGAGCGCCAUGACGCAGGCCUUCCAGGCACGCUCUGAACGCACGGGCCAGGCACAUAUGGUCCUCAGCGUCGGGCACCACGAUCAUGCGCCGCACCACUUUGACUUGGGCGCCCCGCCGCGUCUAGAAAAGGCGCCCCGCCCCAGCGCCGCCCCCCGUGCCCCUCCGGCCGCGCCUGCGCCUCCGGCUGUGCCUGCGCCUCCGGCCGCGCCUGCGCCCACGGCUGUGCCAGCCCCUCCGGCCGCGCCUCCUGCCCCCCCGGCUGCCCCCCCGGCUGCCCCCUCGGCUGCGGCCACGCAGCCCGCGUUCAAGCCCGCGUUUGCGCCCGCCUUCCAGCCGGCACAGCAGGCCCCGGCUGCCGAGGGCUCGCGCGUACGCAUCGCGCUCAAGCGCAAGGCUACAUAG